This is a messenger RNA of Epinephelus lanceolatus (giant grouper), 4428 nucleotides long. It is a transcript of the gene lipib, whose product is annotated as lipase, member Ib. Gene Ontology annotation, biological process: lipid catabolic process. NCBI's taxonomy places the organism in Eukaryota, Metazoa, Chordata, Actinopteri, Perciformes, Serranidae. Gene Ontology annotation, molecular function: glycerophospholipase activity. The record is from RefSeq and is a predicted model, not a curated record.
UUGUAGGAAGGAUGCUGCCCUGCAGGCUCCUGGGUCUGCUGGCUCUCCUUGUGCUCUGCAAAGGUCAGGAGGAGAGUGGGGCGGGUGAGUCCUGCGACAACUUCACAGACCUUGACCUGUCCCAUUGCUUCAUGGGAACCAGCCUGUACGUCCGGCUGCUGCUCUACACCCGCUCCAACCUUGACUGCGGACACGAGCUCAACCACCACCACCUGUCCACCCAGCCACUCUUCAACCUGUCACGCCCCACCGCCUUUGUCAUCCACGGCUACAGGCCCACUGGAGCGCCCCCCAUCUGGAUAGACCACCUCGUCCACCUGCUGGCCAAGCAGGAGGACAUGAAUGUCAUCGUGGUGGACUGGAACAGGGGGGCAGCCAACCUCAACUACUUCACAGCAGUGAGCUACACCAGGGAGGCGGCUUACAACCUGACCGGCUUCAUCAUGACCAUGCAGGAGGAAGGAGCCUCUCUGAGCUCAGUCCAUCUCAUCGGUGUCAGUCUGGGAGCUCACCUGGCUGGAUUUGUAGGAGCAAACCUGAAGGGGAAGAUUGGACGAAUCACAGGUCUGGACCCAGCAGGACCGAUGUUCACUAGCGCCACACCAGAGGAGAGGCUGGACCCAUCAGACGCCAUGUUUGUGGAUGUACUUCACACAGACAUGAACUCAUUCGGACUGAAUGGAGCUCAUGGUCAUAUUGACUUCUAUGCCAACGGUGGAGCCGACCAACCAGGGUGUCCUAAAACCAUCUUUGCAGGUAAAUCUUAUUUUGUGUGUGACCACCAGCGCUCAGUGUUUCUGUUCCUGUGCUCUCUGAACCAGACCUGCAGCCUGACAGGUUACCCGUGCUCGUCCUACAGCGACUUUCUGGAGGGACGGUGUCUGCAGUGUGAGGCCUUCAGACCUGCAUCCUGCCCUGUGCUGGGUUAUGAUGUCAGCCAGUGGAGAGAGACUCUGCUGCAACUGGGACAGACCAAAGUCUUCUUCAGCACCACGGCCACGCUGCCCUACAGGAAGCUGAGCUACAGAGUGGACAUGGUGACCUGGAACCAGUACCUCCGCUGGGGGGUCGUCUACAUCUGUCUGCACAGUGGAAGAAACUUCACAGAGGCUCGAAUAGACCAUAAGCUCCUCCGGUUUGAGCAAUAUACCUCCACCCGGCUGCUGGCCCAGUUCGACGAUGAUCUGCAGCAUGUCCAGAAGAUCUCGCUGCGCAUCAACACUGGCAACGUGAUUGGCCCUCGUUACAAAAUCAGACUGCUGCGAAUACGCUUCACACCGCUGGAGCGUCCUGAGAGGCCUUUAAUGUGCCGUUUUGAUAUCAUCAUGGAGGAGAACAUGGAGGUGGCGUUUCGACCUUUACCCUGCAACUCUCGCCUCUGACUCCCCAAACAGAUACAGCUCUUCUUUUUCUAUUGUGGAAACACAUUUAACUCACCCAAGCCCAGAUGUCCUCUGGGUGCUACAGGGUCUCCUGUCUCACAGGGGGACCUCCAGGACGACCCCUCAGGUGGAGCUGCAGCCUCCUCACUGGGUUAUCACGACCCAACUGGUGCUGUGGAUCACUCCUGCUUACUGGAACAUAUUGUUACAUAUGACUGAAACACAUCUGUCUCUGCUGGUGCUGAUGGGAUUUUUGGAAAGUUGAGUGUUUAUCUGUGAGAUCAGGAAACACAGCAACAAGAUUUUUAACCAGGUUAAGGAAAAGCUGCUGCAGGAGAGACGACACGGUGAAAUCAGUGUUCAGAACCUCUCAAUUUCUGCUGCAUUUAUACUACAAAAUACAUUUAACCUGUAACUGCAGUGAAACUGACAGGACUGCAGAUCUGUUACACAUCUAUCCUGUAUUCAUUGUUGAUAAAUAUGAUAUGAAAACCAUGUGGUGAUAUUUAGAAGCAUUAACUAAGAAAAUAAUCUUUUCUCUGUGGGAGAAAUUAACCAUUUAAAGUUUCUUUGGAUUAGCUGGUAUUUGGAGCCAUGUGGUUUUUCACAGGAAAACAGGGAUAUACAAAAAAGAUUGGGCUUCAGACACCAAUGGAUUUACAAAACAUUCACAAAACCUUUUCAUUAUUUUGCUUUUUUUUCCUCAGAUUUAAAUGUUGUAUUUGCAGCAUUUGCAACAGAGCCAAAAUUUUAUCAUGGAAAUUUAAAACGGGUUAUUUAAAAACAAAACAAGGUAUAUAAAGUGCUUUAACAAAAGGUUUUAAUUUGUUAUUGAGAAGUGAUUUUGUUUUAUUGAAAAGUAAUGUUCUGCAGGCACCUUUUAUAUUUACAGUAAAUAAAUAAAAUGUAUUAUAAUUUCUGCCCUGAUAAGCAUUUAUAUUAAAAAAACAAAAAUUGAGCAAGACCAAAAGUUACAGCUACAUAACAAAACAAAACAAAAACCAGGGAUAAAAAAUGAUGUCAAAAUCAAUGAUUAAAACUUAAAAACUAAGUCUACUUGAAAAAUAAAGGAGAUUAAAAAAUUGUUCUUUAACUUUUCUUUUUGAUUUCUGACAUGUUGGAAUUGAGGGUGUUGUAAACUAUUCAUAUGCUGGACUUUAGCCCCAGACACACCAAACCAAUUAUUGUGGCGCCCCCAGAUUUCCUGUGUCACAGCCAAAAAGUUGAAUGAGGCGCCCAGGAACACUGCUCAGCAUUGCAGCAAAUUUUUUAAAAGUGGCCACUUACAGUAUUGCAGUGUAAAAAUCUCCUGCGGCCGGUAGACCACCAUUACAAAAGACACAUCUUUAAAAGUGUUGACAAGACACUUCAUACUGCAAACAAGGUCAAUUAUGAUUCGUUCUACUGUGAAUGUUUGAUCCAUGGUGGUUUUAUAUCUGUAAAACUUUCGAGUUGAGAAAAGUGAUUUAAAAAUCUGUGAUGUCAUUACAAUGCAAAGUCUGUGAGCAGAGCAGGGACUCACAGACUAGGCCAGCGAGAGAAACACUAACUGCACACAUUCAGUGGGCCCCAUACCACUAAAGUGAACUUGCAAACUAGAAAACUUUUUUGACGUAUGCGCCAAGCAAGCAACAUCAGUGGAAUAAAUAGGCGCCAUCUUGGUAUCUGAUAUCUAGUUAUUGUUAAAAUCUAUGACUUGAGCACACUGAAAAAUUACAGCCAAGAGCCAACUAGCGCAUACAUUCUGUGCCUGUGUGAGAGGAAGUAACUCACCACACCAGCUAGUGGCUGUCAUCUGUAUCAUUCAAAAAGGGAAACCAGGAGACCGAGGUUUCAAGACGCAAUACAGCACAUUAACAACACAACCUGAUGUUGAAAGAACAAAGGAUAUUUACAGUGCGUCAUUGAAAAAUAUCACAAUUACAAAUUAUUUCUGCUAAAUAGCUCGAUGGGUCAGGGAUAAUCAUACCUCAUGUAACAAGUUUUUGAUCGCACUCCCUCUUAACUUUAGCCAUUUGUUUAUUUUCCUCACUUGCAUUUCUCUUCACGUGCACUGUGCUGAACUGUCAGUCAGAAUGAUUUUAUUCACUUACAUACUCUAUCAGAUCCGAUGCAGGUUCAACAUGCUGAAUUGGCUGAAACACAGCCAAUAAGGCCUGACUAGUGCCAAUGAUGUUGGACAAACAACAAAAACUAGGGGGAGAAACGUUCACAGAUGACCUGACAUUGACCAACAGCCGACCGCUGAUUGGUGUGUCAGGGCCUUUUGACUUUAAGGGCAAUCUCAUAUUUUUGGUAAGUUCAUCCCUAAAAAAAAGGUUACAAUAAAUUCUUGUUUACCAGAAAAAAACUGGAUCCCCAUUACAUAAUGUUAAAAUGUAUUAAGAUAAACUGUUAUGCUUCAUUUUUCAAGACUGGAUAACUUUUGCACGUUUGAGGUUUGCCGUUCGUCCCACAAAAGGGGUGUGAAAUCUUUAAAUUUCCUACUUUUGAUCAGUUUCAGUGCAGUUACAAAAGCAAAUGAAAAUGCAGCUUAUUUCCUCUGAGUGCCUUCUAACCAACAAUUCUCAACCCUCUUCCUGUUUUCAUGCUGCAAAUAUAAUGCAAGUACUUUAAAAGGCCAGUUUAAAGACAAGUAAUCACCCAGUGGGGCUGAGAGCUGCUGCUUUAACAGUGACGCUGCUAUGACAUUUGUCCACAGCAAAACAAAACCAGUCAUAAGCUGUUGUACUACAGUUGUGCUGUAUUACUGUGAGAAGCUGUUAAUUGUGUUUUAUUCUGAAAACAAAGGUAGCUAUGAGGAAAUGUUUGUAGCUUGUGAAUUUGGGGACUUACUUUAAUUGAUCUUUUAGAUGUUUAAAGAGCAUGUUAGGGACUUUAGUGUCAGUAAAUGUUUCAUGUUGUGAAUAUUAAUUGUAACUGAGCAGCCAAUACAAAGAUGUGUAACUCAUGAAAAAUGUGUCUCAGUGUUGAAAACCUAAAUUGUUGUCUUUUUUUAUGAUGUAUUUUCACCUGUGGAUUGAAAUAAAUAUUCACUUGACAGUAA